Molecule: messenger RNA, 1962 nt
Organism: Pygocentrus nattereri (red-bellied piranha)
Lineage: Eukaryota; Metazoa; Chordata; Actinopteri; Characiformes; Serrasalmidae
Gene: zmynd10
Product: zinc finger, MYND-type containing 10
Exons: 12
Coding region: 95-1450 (451 amino acids)
Biological process (GO): outer dynein arm assembly; inner dynein arm assembly; motile cilium assembly
Cellular component (GO): cytoplasm; centriolar satellite
Source: RefSeq, a predicted model, not a curated record
GCAGCCGAACUGUUUUGUGUGGCUGAUGCAGAAGUAGAACUAACAAAAUUCACAGCUUAGAAAGUUAGAAGUUAGUAGAAUUUUGUCAUCAGUCAUGGAUUCAGUGCUUUUACAUGUAGAAGCUGAAGGUUACAUCCAGAGUUUGGAAAAAAUAUCACUGCGGGAAAUCGGGAGUCCUAAGUGGUUUCGCCAACAUGAGUAUAUUGAGAAGCUCAACAUGCAAGCUAUUCUUAAUGCCAGUGCUAAUCAAGAGGAGUUCGUCAAAGACCUUUUUGUGUCACAUGGGAAGAUACCCACGCUGGUUCAUGGAAUGAUACUCAUUGAAAUUUGGAAACAGAAAGUGUUCCCUAUUCUGUGCCAACUUCAGGACUUUAGCCCCAAGAGUACCUUCCCGCUGUACAUGGUGAUUCACCAUGAGGCUACAAUCAUAAAUCUCCUGGAGACAAUCAUGUACCAUAAGGAAUCCUGUGAGGCAGCUGAAGAUGCUGUUUUGGACCUGGUGGAUUACUGCCAUCGUAAACUCACUUUGCUAGUGGGGCAGUGUGCCCGUGGAGAAAACCCCACUCAUGACAGACUCUCUCAUUCAGGACUCUCAGAUAUGAACUCCAUACAGGAUCUACGCAACCAGAGUAGCAUGUUAGAGUUUGAAAUCUCCCUCAAGGCUCUGUCUGUGCUUCGCUACAUUACUGAUCAUGUGGAGAGUUUGAGUCUGAGUGUGCUCUCAAGGAUGCUGAACACUCAUAACUUGCCUUGUGUGCUGGUUCAGCUUGUGGGACAGUGUCCCUGGAGCCGCAAAAACAGAGGUAAGCUGGAGAAGUAUGAGGAGGGGAAAUGGAGAGAGAUUCCUGCUGAAGACCGACUAAAGAUGACCAAACUGGACGGCCAGGUGUGGAUUUCUCUCCUCAACCUGCUGCUUAAACCAGACUGCCAGAGGAAAUAUGACUUCAAUAACUUCAACAAAAACCAGCUCUUAAAGCUGCGUGGAUUUUUGACGGAAGUUGUAAUAGAUCAGCUGCCGAAUCUUGCUGAUCUUCAGCGUUUCCUUAGCCAUCUCACUGUAACCGAACCUGCGCCACCAAAGAAAGAACUCAUCCUUGAGCAGCUUCCAGAAAUUUGGAAUGGAAUUAUCGCAGAGAAUUCUGGGAAGUGGAAGGCCAUAGCCAAGCACCAAGUGCAGAAGGUGUUUAACCCAUCUGAAAGUGAACUAAGAAAACAGGCAAACUGGUUGGCUGAGACGUAUAAUCUUGAUGUGAUAGAGAGUCUCAUUCCAGAUAAACCAAAAUGUGGCACAUGUGGAGCGGAGGGGGUUAAGCGCUGCUCCCGCUGCCAGGGGGAGUGGUACUGCAACAGGGAGUGUCAGGUGAAGCACUGGCCCAAGCACAAACUUGCAUGCCAGCUGAUGGCAGAAGCCACUGAGAAACUACAAAAGGAGCUCAACAUCAAGACUUGAGAGUUUACUUGGAGGAAGGAGACGGAGACUUCAGAUGCAGACGGACUGAAUGACUGUAAACUCCGUUGUCUCACUGACCUUUAUAGCGUGGGUUGCUUUGGUUAUAGUGGUAAUGUUGAGAACUGAGGAAGAGGAGGAGCUAUUGUUUGCUCUAGUGAGCUGAGCCUUGAUUGAGGAAACUCAUUGUUACUAAGUAGACUGUCUUGAAAAUGAAAAGAACAACAAAAAUGACAUUAAUAUGAUAUGUGUAACAAUGACGAUAAUAGUGUAACAAUUAUUAUAGUUUUGAAAGCAUGCAAUGCAGCAUGUCUGAGAACAUUGCUUGAGUGUGACUAAAAGUGUAUUAAUGGGGAAUUAAACCAACUUUCCAACAUUUCCCAUCAUUAAGAUGUACACAAAGUUAUUCUUAGUGGUUUCAUGUGAAAUACUCCAUUGUAGAGCAGCAGAGGCUGAACUGUACAAAACUGUAAAAGUGAUGCAAGUGAUGUAGCCAGUAAAUUACCAUACAAACA